Molecule: messenger RNA, 464 nt
Organism: Amoebophrya sp. A25
Lineage: Eukaryota; Dinophyceae; Syndiniales; Amoebophryaceae
Source: the annotation of a GenBank genome assembly
GCAUCUUCCACUGGUUAUCAUCACGUCUCUGGUGGUCCGCCAGCUGGUUCUUCUAUGGCCAAGCCUAGUGGAAUGUCAACUGCCGCUGCGCCAAAGCCAGCGGCCCCUCCACCACCGCCGAAGGACGUCAAUGGUCACGACAGAAAGUUCAUUCUACGCAUUCAAGGAGCCGUUGUGCGUACUCCUCGAUCGCAGGGCGGGGUGUCCAGAUCAGGCACGCCCAAAGGAGGAUCUACUACGCCGAAAGCUGUGCAACUCCUGGAUGGUGGUAUUUCCCCCAAGGCACUGGUGUCGCCCACGCCUCUUGUCGCAGGCUCAACAGGAUCCCCCGCAACCUCAACUCCACCUCCUUGCUUUUACAUCGAGUACACGACCUCUCUUGGUGGUGGCAAUAUGUGGGAGACACCAGUAGGCAGUCGAAGUCUGCCCUUAGCGAUUUCAGGCUUUGCGGAUGCGCCUCAGAA